AUGGCUGGGGCGGAGGGGUCUGCUGGGCUGCAGUCGGAGCUGGAGCCUGUGGUGUCGUUGGUCGACGUACUAGAGGAGGACGAGGAGCUGGAGAAUGAAGCGUGCGCCGUAUUGGGCGGCAGCGACUCCGAGAAGUGCUCCUACUCGCAGGGCUCAGUAAAGAGACAAGCACUCUAUGCCUGUAGUACUUGCACCCCAGAGGGAGAAGAACCAGCAGGAAUUUGCCUCGCUUGCAGUUACGAAUGUCAUGGAAGUCAUAAACUAUUUGAGCUAUACACAAAAAGAAACUUUCGUUGUGAUUGCGGAAACAGCAAGUUUAAAAAUUUGGAAUGCAAAUUAUUUCCUGACAAAGCAAAGAUAAAUUCUGGCAAUAAAUACAAUGACAACUUUUUUGGAUUGUACUGCAUUUGCAAGAGACCUUAUCCUGAUCCUGAAGAUGAGAUUCCGGAUGAGAUGAUCCAGUGUGUAGUCUGUGAAGACUGGUUCCAUGGAAGGCAUCUUGGUGCCAUCCCCCCCGAGAGCGGGGAUUUCCAGGAGAUGGUGUGCCCGGCUUGUAUGAAGCGCUGCCCCUUCUUGUGGGCUUAUGCUGCACAAUUGGCAGUAACCAAAGUAUCUGUGGAGGAUGAUGGGUUGGUGCUGAAUGUUGAUGGAAUAGGUGAUCAAGAAGUCAUCAAACCUGAAAAUGGAGAUCAUCAAGAUAGUACCCUCAAAGAGGAUGUUCCAGAACACGGAAAGGAUGCUGUCACGGAAGUUAAAGCAGAGCAGACUAACGAACCAUGUACCAGCUCUAGUUCUGAGUCUGAUCCCCAGACCGCACUUAAGAAUCAACAUCUCAACACAGAAUCACAGUCUGGCUGCAGACUUCAGGAUCUUAAUGCUAAGCAGUUGAUAAAGAAAGACAUUGCCACCUAUUGGCCCCUGAACUGGCGUAGCAAGUUAUGUACCUGCAAAGACUGUAUGAAAAUGUAUGGCGAGCUAGAUGUCCUGUUCCUGACAGAUGAAUACGACACAGUUCUGGCUUAUGAAAACAAGGGCAAGGUUGACCAGGCAGCUGACAGGAGAGACCCUUUAAUGGACACCCUUAACAGCAUGGACAGAGUCCAGCAAGUGGAACUUAUUUGUGAAUACAACGACUUGAAGACUGAACUUAAAGACUAUCUCAAGAGAUUUGCUGAUGAAGGCACGGUGGUUAAGAGAGAGGACAUCCAGCAGUUCUUUGAAGAAUUUCAGUCAAAAAAGAGGAGGAGAGUGGACGGGAUGCAGUACUACUGCAGCUAGAUUGGACGAUGGCACCUGCUCAGCCAGGCCACCGCCAAGGCCACUUACUGUGCCCGGAA
Messenger RNA from Puma concolor (puma), 1337 nucleotides. It is a transcript of the gene UBR7, whose product is annotated as ubiquitin protein ligase E3 component n-recognin 7. The record is from RefSeq and is a predicted model, not a curated record. Gene Ontology annotation, cellular component: cytoplasm. NCBI's taxonomy places the organism in Eukaryota, Metazoa, Chordata, Mammalia, Carnivora, Felidae. Gene Ontology annotation, molecular function: ubiquitin protein ligase activity; zinc ion binding.